This is a messenger RNA of Leguminivora glycinivorella, 3750 nucleotides long. RefSeq lists its product as uncharacterized. Bases 978 to 3698 code for a protein of 906 amino acids. The transcript is spliced from 4 exons. Lineage: Eukaryota; Metazoa; Arthropoda; Insecta; Lepidoptera; Tortricidae. The record is from RefSeq and is a predicted model, not a curated record.
GUUAGUAAUAUUGAUUACUCAAAACACAAUAAAACUUUAGAUACUGUGAAUUUAAUGAUAAAAACUUACAUCGUAGUUAAGAAAACUAUAGUUUUUGAAUUGUAAAGUGUUAUUCCAAUGGCAACAGAAGCUACAUUACCGCUCCGGCCUUACUGUUGCCGAAUGCAUAUGACUCGCCCGGAUUGUCUAAUCUGUAGCUAAAUACUGCAACCUUUUAACAUGUUUUACUUAAGUUAUAUAAUCUUAUAUUUAUUGCAAACCAAAUUGGAGAUCACAACCCAAAUACCAAUGGCACAAACAACAGUGGCAAUCAAUGUCACGGACGAUAACUGGUCAGGAGACACAAUCUUUUCAAAAGAAGGACCAGCCGUAGUCCACAGAUCACAGCAAACUAAUAAACAUAGUGUAAAGGCCAAUCAAAAAGAAAAAAGAAAAAUUGAGCGAAGGUUCGGUGCCCGAGCAGAUAUUUUUGACACACAGGAUAAAACAUAUGUUGACUCAUUUCUCUUAAAAGCCGGCGUGCAAAAUCAAAUAAACGCUCUCAAACAGCAAGCAGAAGAUGCACAAAACUCCGAUUUCGCAUAUAAAUCUACUAAAAAAACAGUAACCGAAAAGGCUAAAGAAAACGAUAAUGACAAUUACGUUUUUGGACAAAACGAAUUAUCUGAAUCGCAAAAUUUAGGAAGUAUACAAACCAGCACAAUAGGUCUUUAUGCCUUAUUUUUAAAUGAAUCAGUAAACGCACAGACUUCAGGCGGAUACUCGCGUUCGACUUUGCCGCCUACUAUGUAUUCGGAUAUUUCAGAGACUCAAUCGCGCUCAACAAUGCCUCCUAUGUACUCAGAUGCUUCGGAGACUCAAUCGCGGUCAACGAUGCCUCCUAUGUUCUUGGAUGUUUCGAAGACUCAAUCGCGUUCAACGUUGCCUCCUACGUAUUCAGAUGUUUCCAAGACUCAGUCGCGUUCAACUUUGCCCCUAUGUACUCGGAUGUUUCCAAGACUCAGUCGCGUUCCACGUUGCCUCCUACGUAUUCAGAUAUUUCGGAUACUCGUUUGCGUUCAACUUUGCCUCCUAUGUAUUCAGAUACUCCAACGGGAUCAACGUUGCCUCCUAGGUAUUCAGAAAAUCCAACGGCAUCAACAAUGCCUCCUAGGUAUUCAGAUAAUCCAACGCUUUCAACAUUACCUCCUAGGUAUUCGGGUAAUCCAGCCCGUUCAAUACUUAACAGUCACACACGUUCCACGAUGCCUUUUAUAGUUAACACUCACACGCGUUCUACGAUGCCUUUCAUGGCUCAAACGCGUUCUACUAUGCCUUUUAUGUCUCGCACGCGUUCCACUAUGCCCUUUAAAUAUAACAUUGGAGCUCGUUCUAAUUAUGGCAUUGAAACUCGCUCUACGAUGCCUUUUAUGUUUCAUUCACGUUCAACACGUUCUACUAUGUAUUUUAAAUAUAGCACUGAAACUCGCUCUACAUUUCCGUUCAUAUAUCCAAACGCUCAAUCUCGUUCCACAUUGCUUUCGAUUUCUGAGAGGAAUAAUCAAAAAUUCAACGGCAAUAAAAAAGUUGGACCAGGAUUCUACUCCAUACCCACAAAUAGACCAAUAAUACAAACUAUGCAAAAACAAAGACAAAAUGGUCAUUUCAUAAAUGUAUAUAAUUACAUGAGAAGCCAUAAAACAUCAUCGGAAAAUAAAGAUGUCGAAAACCCGAACAGACCACAAACAUAUAAGUUUAAACAAAGAGCAUUUGAUGACGCACAUCCUUCAAUGUACCAAGAUAAUUUUGAAGAAUCAGAACCACCAAUUUUAAGAGAAGGACCAACUGUAACAGAACCACCGGUGGUAAAUGAUUAUGAAGUAACAGAAACACCAAUUGAACUAUACCCUCCAAACUACCAUCAGAAUAAAAACUUAGACAUCCAGAGAAGUAGAUCAGAAUUCACGAAGGACGAAAGUUUAAGAUUUUCUACACCAAGAGGUAGACCAAUGUUAGAAGUACAGUCUAAUGACGCAACUAAAUCACUAGGAUCAGCUAUUGAAAAAUUCAAGGAGCCUUUACAAAAGUUAGCGUCUAUGAAAGCCAGCUUCUAUUACGGUGAAGAUAAUCCUUUCAAGAAAGAAAUAGAAUUAGCGAAUGAUGGAAAUUUAUUUGAUAAAGUACCUACAAUACCACCAGAAAACGUAAAUAAAAAAAUUCCCCUUAAUGUUGAAAGAUUAGAUGAUACACAAUCAGAUUAUCCAUUGAUGGAAACGGAACCUGCUGUACGUUAUCGAGGAUCAGAUGCAGAUACGACAUGUUUGCCUGAAAUACAGACUACAGCAAGUCCGAUAUAUCCUUGGUUACUAACAAAGAUGUUUACAGCCACAGCCAAUUUUCGGAAGAGAAUACCCAAAGUUGUGUAUGAGUACGAGUAUAAAGAACAAGAAAGACCAGAACCAAGGCCAAAGGUCCCGUCAAAUGUUGAUUAUUCUCAAAUCAGAGGCAUGCCGGAAUCAGAGAGUGAAUCUUUUUCAGUGUUUUUGGCGAAAUUGAUGAAGGUUUUGGCUUCAAAGAGCUUAAAACAUCUACCGGGGCUCAUAAACCCAUUCGAACGCACUAUCACACUAUUAUUAGACUCCGGGAAACUGAUGAAGUUAGGAAUGACGAUUGGCACUUUUAUUGUCCAGUUCACGACGAUGCUCACCAUACCGAUGAAAGAGAUACAAAGACAACUGUUCAUAAUGCAAAUCUCGCUGGAGAACCGUCGUCGCAUGCUGGACGAUGCUUUCAACACGAUGAUGGAUGAACUGGACAAUGUGUAUGAUGUUGAUGAGGAGGAGGCUAUGCAGAGGGUGCUGCAAGAAGCAACGAUGUAUCCGAACACUAGCAAAACGGGGGAGCAAAUUGUAGAAGGUUUCAUAGAUGAUGUCUUCUUAAAGCCCAUGAAUAGAAUAGCGGGAACGGCGCAAGGAAACGUUGUUUUUGAAAAUAUAGCAAAAGUUGCAAAUAAAUAUAACACACCACAGGAACCCUUAUCUAGACGAUUCCAAGCUCAAUACCAAGUUACUGCACAUAAUAAAUUCCGACAUCCCUCAGUUAAAAACGAUAUAUACUUAAGAAACAGAAGAAAAAAUAAAGAAAAACAAAAGUUUGCUCAUCCACCAAAACUUGUUCAAAGUCAAAACGAUGAAAAAGAAUAUAUUGACAUGGAAUCUCAAUCAAAUGAUGAAGGCAACGAAAACGAAAGCUCUAGUAGCGAUAAUAAUGGAGUAGAAAUUAAAAUACGAAUAAAUAAUAAAAAUGUUCCUAGACGCAACAAGAGAAAAAUAUUGAAGGCAAAUAAGGAAAAAAAUGUUGAUGUAAGGAAAACGGAAGUUAAAGACAGUGAGAAAGAAAAUAUUGGGGUAGAAAAAUAUCUCUUGACAAACGGAAAUUUCAGAAAAAACGUAAAAACAACUAAAGUAAAUUGUCCCGGUAGGAAAUCAAAUCUUAAAGGAACAGGACCAUCAGAAUUAAUAAACGAGGAUAGAGGAAUUAUUAAAAGUGAAGUUAAUGGUAAAGAAACAAAGGAAAGUGAAGUAAAGCUACAAUUUGAUUGUAAACCUUUACCGCUUUUUGUUUCAAAAACUAAUGAAGGAAAUAGACAAAGCGAUACUGGCGUAACUACGUCUGAAAUGCUUGUGUAUUGCAGUAACGCUGUUGAAGUAACGGAAUAGUACGAAAAAAAAAAUCCUUUACUUCUUAAAAGAAUCCAUGACGCCGUUUUUA